Suncus etruscus (white-toothed pygmy shrew) is the source of this 1524-nucleotide messenger RNA. RefSeq names its product P2Y receptor family member 8 (gene P2RY8). Gene Ontology annotation, molecular function: G protein-coupled purinergic nucleotide receptor activity. The record is from RefSeq and is a predicted model, not a curated record. Gene Ontology annotation, cellular component: membrane. The coding region runs from base 1 to 1524 and encodes 507 amino acids. Lineage: Eukaryota; Metazoa; Chordata; Mammalia; Eulipotyphla; Soricidae. The transcript has 3 exons. Gene Ontology annotation, biological process: positive regulation of Rho protein signal transduction; phospholipase C-activating G protein-coupled receptor signaling pathway.
AUGGGCUCCCCUAAAGCCGACCCUGGGAUCCCCAAUACCGACACUGGGUCCCCCAAUACUGGUCCUGGACCCAACAAGCUGGAUCCUGGGUCCUCCAAGACCGGCAUGGGCUUUGGACCCCACAAACAUAACCAAGGGUCCCCCAAGACCGACCUGGGUCCCCCCUCGACCCGACCUCGGACCCCCGAACCCCGAACCCACCGGUGUGCGGUCCACCCGCCUACCGCCGCCGCCGCCGCCGCCGCCCCCGUGACGCACUUCCGCUUCCGGCGGAAGCGGCCGCGCGGCGCCUCCCGGUUCCUCCGCGCGGCCUUAGCCCCGCCUCCGGGGCGGGACUUCCUGUAUGGGCGCCCCGGAGGCGAGACUUCCUGUCUUUGCCAGGAGAUGGGCAAGCCUUCAGCGCCGUCACCCCGAAACCUCGCUGUGUCCCCCCGCCAUAAUCCAAGUGCCCAGACCAUGGACAUCGGCAACAACUCGACAGGCCCGGACAACGCCACGCUCCAGAUGCUCCGCGACCCGGCCAUCGCGGUGGCCCUGCCGGUGGUCUACUCCUUGGUGGCCAUCGUCAGCAUCCCAGGGAACCUAUUUGUUUUGUGGGUUCUGCUGCGACACAUCGGGGCGUCCUCCCCGUCGGUCAUCUUCAUGGUCAACCUGAGCGUCACCGACCUGCUCCUGGCCUCAGUGCUCCCUUUCCAGAUUUACUACCACUGCAACGGUCAGCACUGGGUUUUCGGGGUGGCCCUGUGCAACGCGGUCACCGUCGUCUUCUACGCCAACAUGUACUCUUCCAUCCUCAGCAUGACCUUUAUCAGCGUGGACCGUUUUCUGGGCGUCGUGUACCCCCUAACGUCCACGAGGUGGAGGAGACGCCGGUACGCCUAUUCGGCCUGUGCCACCUCUUGGCUGGUCAUCUUCCUGGCCUUGUCCCCGCUGGCCAGUUCCGACCUCACGUACAAAGUCGAAGCCCUGGGUAUCGUGACAUGUUUCGACGUCUUGCAGUGGGAUAUGCUGCCUGGAAAACUCGCCUGGGCCUUGUUCUUGUUUACUCUCUUUACAGUGCUGUUCUUGGUCCCUUUCCUCAUCACGGUGGCUUGUUACACAGCUACUAUCCUUCGCUUGCUGAGACGCCGGGACCCAGACAACCUCCGGGGGCAGAGGAGACGCUCGGUGGGCCUCGCGGCCGUGGUGCUGCUGGCCUUCGUGACUUGCUUCGCCCCGAAUAACUUCGUCCUCUUGGUCCAUGUCAUCGCGAGGUUGUUCUAUCAGCAAAGUUACUACCACAUCUACAAACUGACCCUGUGCCUCAGUUGCCUCAACAACUGCCUGGACCCUUUCGUGUAUUACUUCGCCUCUCGAGAGUUCCAGUUGAGGUUUCGAGGCUACCUGGGAUACGGGCGGCUACCGCUGGACAGCCAGGAGGCCCGGACGGCCGAUGCCGCGGCCAGGACACUCUCCGCGGGGUCCAGUUCGGCGGGAGACGGGCCCGGGAGGCCCAUGGUUCAGAGGCAGGAGAGCGUGUUCUGA